This is a messenger RNA of Vigna umbellata (rice bean), 3477 nucleotides long. RefSeq names its product protein MEI2-like 3. Gene Ontology annotation, molecular function: RNA binding. The record is from RefSeq and is a predicted model, not a curated record. Lineage: Eukaryota; Viridiplantae; Streptophyta; Magnoliopsida; Fabales; Fabaceae.
CCUCCACCUUCUCAAAGUCCCAAACCAUUGAAGCCAAUUUUCUCUCUCUUCGUUCUCUCAAUCAUUCUCUGCUCCUUUUCACUCUCUGGGGUCAGGGCCAAUCAUCGCCACGCUCUUGCUCUGCACCCUUCUCUCCUUCUCCCUAAAGAUUCCCCAUUCUGUUCCCAUCACAGACAUUACACAUACACACUCCUGUUUCCUCCACUUGUUUGAUUGCAACACGUUUUCUCUUCAAUUUGUUGCCUACCCAUUUGGUUUUAGGCGCCGAAGGACCGAAUUGCUGUCCCCAAGCCCUUCCUUUCGGUCCCUUCCUAAAGCUCUAGGGUUUUCUGAUCCCUUUUCAGAAGGGUGAUGCGAUGAGGCAGGCUUUUGAUCCUUCUUCUUUUGGUCCUUCCAAGAUUCCAUCUAUAAAAAUACCUGGAAAAUUGGGGAAUGGUACGUGGGAGGCUUUGUCUGGAUCUGAUUCCUACCAUGCUUCAUCUGAUGCUAGCCUCUUUUCUAGCUCAUUACCUGUACUUCCGCAUGAAAAAUUGAACUUGAAUGAAACUGAAAAUGGUUAUCAAUCUGUUGAUGACAUCUCAUCUGAAUUUAAGAAGGUCCAUCAAGAUGCAGAGGGAGAUGGUUCACUUGAAGAUGGUGGUACUCAUGCUGUUGGACCUGUGCUUCCUGAUGACGAGGAGGAGCUUUUAGCUGGCAUAAUGGAUGAUUUUGACCUUAGUGGAUUGCCUGGAUCCCUUGAGGACUUGGAAGAGUAUGAUCUGUUUGGUAGUGGUGGAGGUAUGGAACUAGAAACUGAUCCGCAGGAAGGUCUCUCUGUGGGUAUUUCUAAGUUAAGCUUUGCUGAUAGUACUGUUGGCAAUGGUUUGCCUCAUUAUUCUUUUCCUAAUGGUGUGGGAACUGUUGCUGGAGAACAUCCAUAUGGAGAGCAUCCUUCUCGAACAUUAUUUGUUCGUAAUAUUAACAGUAAUGUGGAGGACUCGGAGCUGAGAGCACUUUUUGAGCUAUAUGGUGAUAUUAGAACCCUAUAUACUGCAUGCAAACAUCGGGGUUUUGUUAUGAUAUCCUAUUAUGACAUCCGUGCUGCUAGAACAGCUAUGCGAGCAUUACAAAACAAACCUCUGCGGCGCAGGAAACUAGAUAUUCACUUCUCAAUACCAAAGGAUAAUCCAUCAGACAAGGAUAUAAACCAAGGAACAUUGGUAGUUUUCAAUCUGGAUCCAUCGGUUUCAAAUGAAGACCUCCGCCAAAUAUUUGGGGCUUAUGGAGAGGUCAAAGAGAUAAGGGAAACUCCUCACAAGAGGCAUCACAAGUUCAUUGAAUUUUAUGACGUCAGAGCUGCAGAAGCAGCUCUGAAAUCAUUGAACAGGAGUGACAUAGCUGGUAAACGCAUAAAGCUUGAACCUAGUCGGCCUGGAGGAGCUCGAAGAAAUUUGAUGCUCCAGUUGAACCAAGAGCUUGAUCAAGAUGAAUCUCGGAGUUUCCGAUAUCAAGUGAGUUCACCUGUAGCUAACUCUCCUCCAGGUAACUGGUUACAGUUCAAUAGCCCUGUUGAGCAGAAUUCAAUGCAAAAUAUCAGUCAUUCUCCUGGUUCUAGAAUCCUGAGCCCAACAACAGGCAAUCAUUUACCUGGAUUAGCUUCAAUUUUACAACCACAGGUAUCUAAUACUGUGAAGGCUGCUGCUAUUGGCAAUGACUUGGGAAGAAGCAGUCAAGGAGAGAACAUAUUUACUGGUUUGAGUUCUUCACAAGGAGCUAGUUUUCAAUCACAUUCACUCCCUGAGCCAAAAUUCAGCCAGUAUCGUGGAGCGUUGUCCUCAUUUGUGCCAUCAACAUCAAAUGGAUCCUCAGUGGAAACUUUGUCAGGGCCACAGUUUCUAUGGGGAAGCCCAACCCUCUACUCGGAGCAUACCAAACCUUCAGCUUGGCCAAGAUCAUCUGUGGGGCAUCCAUUUACAUCGAAUGGAAAGAGCCAUGCCUUCCCAUUUUCUACUCAGAAUAGCUCUUUUGUUGGUUCAUCACAGCAUCAUAACAAUCAUCACGUUGGCUCUGCUCCAUCCGGUUUGCCUUUUGAGAGACACUUUGGUUUCCAACCCGAGUCAUCUGAAACAUCAUUCAUGAAUAAUGUUGGUUAUGGAGGCAUGAGUUUAGGGCACACAGAUGGAAAUUACAUGGUUAAUGUGGGUGGAUCUGUUAAUGCUAACAUUACUAUCCCAAGAAAUAUAACUGAUAAUGGGUCAUCAAACUUCAGAAUGAGAUCUCCCAGGCUUAGCCCUGUGUACUUGGGAAAUGGUCCUUAUCCAGGACUUUUACCUUCCACUUUGGAGGGUUUGGCUGAUCGUGCUCGGGGUAGAUGGAUAGAGAACAAUGUGAGCCAGGCUGAUAGCAAGAAGCAAUUUCAGCUUGAUUUGGAUAAAAUUAAAAGUGGUGAAGAUACAAGGACUACAUUAAUGAUAAAGAAUAUUCCAAACAAAUACACCUCAAAAAUGUUAUUAGCCGCCAUUGAUGAAAAUCACAGGGGUACUUACGAUUUUCUCUACCUGCCAAUUGACUUUAAGAAUAAAUGCAACGUCGGCUAUGCAUUCAUCAAUAUGCUGUCACCUUCUCUUAUUAUUCCAUUCUACGAGACAUUCAACGGGAAGAAAUGGGAGAAAUUUAAUAGUGAAAAAGUUGCUUCUUUGGCAUAUGCUCGAAUUCAAGGAAAGACUGCCCUUGUGAGCCACUUUCAAAAUUCAAGUUUGAUGAAUGAAGAUAAGCGAUGUCGUCCUAUUCUUUUCCACUCAGAGGGUUCUGAAGCGGGUGAUCUGAUUGUGCAAGAGCAUCUUCCCGCCAACCCCAACAAUGUAAACAUUCAGGGACUAAGGUCAAGUGAGUUACAUUCAAGUGAUUUUGCAGGGAGCCCUCCAAACACAGACCCUUCUGCAAACUUGGAUGCAAAAUAGCGUAAUUUAUAUUAGAUGCAGAGUUGCUUAGUCCAAAUGGGUUGGUGUUAAAUGUUAACAUUUGCAAAUAUGUCUCUGGUGCUGCAUAUAUUUAGGAAGGAUAACAGAAGGAUGUAGAUUUUGUACCAUAGUUAUUUUCCCAAGUAUUUUGCCAGCAAGCUUUAGAAGCUUGGAGCAUUUUGAUUGAUUUGCUGCACAGGUAGCUGAUCUGAUUGUGUACACAUGGUGAAGGUGGUGGGAGCAAAGGCUGAAGAAGAGUUGAGCAAAGGGGUUUGUUUAUCUCCAGUUUUUGCUCGUUUUUGCUUUUUGGUGUCUUGUCAUCGACCAUUUUUUUUUCCCUUUUCCUUUCUGAAAAAUGUUAAUAUGGGGUAGAGUUAAGUUUGGUUGGAGUUGAAAGUUGGGAAGUUCAGGUGGGGUACAGAUUGUAUAGGGAGAAAUAAAGACCUGUUUCUAUGUUUCCUCUAAUGAUGUUUUAGCACUAUUGAAAACCAAGUGUAAAACGCAUAUUUAAAUAUGAUGCUGUACAAGUUGCUCACUA